UAUGCGUCGUCGUCUCCGCUCCCCCAGUCUGCUGCUGCACAUCCACAGCGGAGCCACCACGCCGAGGAGGCGGGCCGACUGUAGCUACACCUCGGCCAGCGGUGCUGGGUCAUAGCGCUGGUGGAGGGGGCGGGGGGCAGCACACUGCUCUUCUUGCCCUUCCUAAACCGUGCACAGCCUGAAGCAUCGAGGACAACCAUCACCUCAACGCGUACUGGAAUAGUUUUGGGUUUCUGUUUUUUGCCCGAGACGCACGAAGUUGCAGCUGCAGAGGCGCACUUUUCUCCGUGGCUCCUCUCUCCUUUUGCGCUCACAAUCCGACAUGGAAGAUGGUCCGUCUUCAACAAGCUGUUUCAGAAGGUUAACGGACUGUUUCCUGGGUGCAAGCUUGACAGAUGAGAAAGUGAAGGCCUACCUCUCGCUGCACCCGCAGAUGCUGGACGACUUUGUGUUGGAGAGUGUGAGCGCAGAGACGUUGGACAGAUGGCUGAAGAGGAAGACCAGCAGCAGGCCUGCAGAUGACACAUCAGCUAAAGAAGUCAGCAGGCAGUACCAGGACACAAAUAUGCAGGGUGUGGUGUACGAACUCAACAGCUACAUGGAGCAGCGCCUGGACACUGGAGGAGACAACAAACUCCUGCUCUAUGAGUUGUGCAACAUCAUCAAGACAGCAACAAAAGCUGAUGGAUUUGCACUUUACUUUUUGGGAGAAUGCAACAAUAGUUUAUGUUUGUUCACUCCAACGGGGGCCAAGGAUGGCCCUCCAAGCCUCAUCCCCUCCGGCCCCAUCGCAUUUGGGACAACCAUUGCCGCUCAUGUUGCCAAGACUCACAAAACACUGCUAGUAGAGGACAUCAUGGGGGACGAGCGCUUCCCCGACGGCACAGGGCAGGACUCAGGGAUCCAUGUUCACUCUGUCCUGUGCCUCCCCAUCGUCACUGCCAUCGGGGACCUCAUUGCCAUCCUGGAGCUGCAUCGGCAGUGGGGCAAGGAGCCCUUCAACCUCAGCCACCAGGAGGUUGCAACAGCUAAUUUAGCGUGGGCAUCAGUUGCCAUUCAUCAAGUACAGGUGUGCAGAGGCCUCGCCAAACAGACUGAGCUCAAUGACUUCCUACUAGAUGUGUCAAAAACAUACUUUGAUAACAUUGUGGCAAUAGAUUCUCUACUUGAACAUAUUAUGAUAUAUGCAAAAAACCUAGUGAAUGCGGACAGGUGCGCACUCUUCCAGGUAGAUCACAACAACAAAGAACUGUACUCUGACCUGUUCGAUAUUGGGGAAGAGAAAGAAGGCAAACCUGUCUUUAGGAAAACCAAAGAAAUUAGGUUUUCUAUAGACAAGGGAAUAGCUGGCCAAGUGGCUCAGACAGGGGAAGUCUUAAAUAUCCCAGAUGCCUAUGCAGACCCCCGGUUCAACCGAGAGGUGGACCUCAAAACCGGCUACACCACGCGGAACAUCCUGUGCAUGCCCAUUGUGAGCAGGGGGACCGUUAUAGGUGUGGUGCAGAUGGUGAACAAGCUAAGCGGAAGUGCCUUCACUAAAACAGAUGAGAACAACUUUAAGAUGUUUGCUGUCUUUUGUGCUCUGGCCUUACACUGUGCAAAUAUGUACCACAGGAUCCGGCACUCUGAAUGCAUUUACAGAGUGACGAUGGAAAAACUGUCUUAUCACAGCAUCUGCACAUCAGAGGAAUGGAAGACCCUUAGCCAGCUCAAUCUCCCUGCACCCAUUUAUAAAGAGAUCGAAAUGUUCCACUUUGACAUCAGUCCCUUUGAGGAGAUCUGGCCUGCUGUCUUUAUCUACAUGGUUCAUAGCUCCUGUGGUAAGACCAGCUUUGAGCUGGAGAAGCUGUGUCGGUUCACCAUGUCUGUACGGAAGAACUACCGACGUGUGCCCUACCACAACUGGAAGCACGCGGUAACGGUGGCACACUGUAUGUACGCCAUCCUACAGAAAACCCCCGGGAUGUUCACAGAGUUAGAGAAGAAGGGUCUGUUGAUAGCCUGCCUGUGCCAUGACUUGGACCAUCGGGGGUUCAGCAACGCAUACCUACAGAAGUUUGACCAUCCGCUGGCUGCUCUGUACUCCACCUCCACCAUGGAGCAACACCACUUCUCUCAGACUGUCUCCAUCCUACAGCUGGAAGGGCACAAUAUUUUCUCCAACCUGAAUUCCAGCGAGUACGAGCAGGUGUUGGAGAUCAUCCGGAAGGCCAUCAUCGCCACGGACCUCGCCCUGUACUUCAACAACCACCAGCAGCUGUCCGAGCUACUGACCACGAGCGCACUGGACUUGAACAACCACGGUCACAGGGACCGUGUGAUUGGUCUGAUGAUGACAGCAUGUGACCUGUGUUCUGUUACCAAGCAAUGGCAAAUCACACGACUCACAGCCAACGACAUCUAUGCUGAGUUCUGGGCUGAGGGUGAUGAGAUGAAGAAAAUUGGGUUGCAGCCGAUCCCUAUGAUGGACAGAGACAAGAAGGAUGAGGUUCCCCAAGGCCAAGUGGGAUUUUACAAUGCUGUUGCAGUUCCAUGUUACACGACACUAGCGGAGCUUUUCCCUCCAUCCAGUCCUCUUCUAAAAGCCUGCAAGGAGAACCUGGGCCAGUGGGAGAAGAUAUCACGGGGAGAGAUGCAGGACAUAUUGCCCAGCCGGCCUUCAGAUUCAGGUCCUGUCAAGGUGGACAACUGACUACCAAAGGGGUUGCUGGCCCACCAAAGGAAUACAACUCGAACCCUGCCACCGACCUGGAGCUCUGUAGGGGGAAGAACCCACAUCCUGUGUUAGCAGGAGACGGAUCAGCUAAAGGCGACUUGACUUUGAAAACACACAGUUACCUCAUUGGGUGACGGAGGUGUCAACACUGACGGUUUCACCGAUCCCAGAGACUGACAGACAGGCGAUGGGGAGGGACUUCCACCCAUCACUCUACAUCCACUCAGCUUGGGAGCUCAUUUGGUAGAAUGGACUGAAUGGAAUAGAAAGGCCGUUGUGGUUGUUUCAUUUCGACUGUUUUAUGUUAUGAUUUUUUUUUUUUUAUAUAUAUGAGCUGAUUCUUUUAUGGUCUUGUAUUUGCAGAGGCCUUACUCUGAACCUUUCACAGGCGAGACAUAUGUGAAAUCUUGUUGGUUCAGGCUUUUUGUUUUUUUGUUUGUUUUGAAAUGGUACUGUUUGCCUUCUGUGGUAGGUUUAUCGUACGCGCACUACUUCAGCAAGGUAUUUCCAGAGACAGAAGGAAUGUGUAGAGCAGAUAUAUGGUUUAAUGCCACCUCGCUGAGAAGGUGAAUGUUUUUUUAUUACUCUUUGAGCAAAAAUCCUUUGCAGUACUUGAAUAAAGACAUACAGCCUAUUCUACGUGGAGAAAUCCCCCCCGCAGCAUAUUCUACAAAAUGUGGAUGAACUGUUUGACAAGAGGAGUUAGAUAACGUCGACACUUGUGAACACAGUCACAAGAGAGUCACAAUGUCUCUCCCUGAAGUGGACCCCAGAGCACUGCCCCCCCACACAUCCUCAUCCCCACCCCCACCCCCCACCCC
Molecule: messenger RNA, 3537 nt
Organism: Epinephelus moara (kelp grouper)
Lineage: Eukaryota; Metazoa; Chordata; Actinopteri; Perciformes; Serranidae
Gene: pde10a
Product: phosphodiesterase 10A
Exons: 22
Coding region: 323-2692 (789 amino acids)
Biological process (GO): negative regulation of receptor guanylyl cyclase signaling pathway; signal transduction
Molecular function (GO): protein binding; 3',5'-cGMP-stimulated cyclic-nucleotide phosphodiesterase activity
Source: RefSeq, a predicted model, not a curated record